This is a messenger RNA of Oreochromis aureus, 2386 nucleotides long. RefSeq names its product SH2 domain-containing adapter protein F-like. The record is from RefSeq and is a predicted model, not a curated record. Gene Ontology annotation, molecular function: phosphotyrosine residue binding. The coding region runs from base 290 to 1510 and encodes 406 amino acids. The transcript is spliced from 10 exons. Lineage: Eukaryota; Metazoa; Chordata; Actinopteri; Cichliformes; Cichlidae.
AUGAAAAGCAAAAUAUUCCACGAUGGCGGGGAUUAUUCACAGCGCUGCAUCUUAAACAGUGGAUUAGGCAGGUCCGCCGUGGCUCUGAGUGGUGUGUCGGAGACGGUCUGCUCCAGUGUCUCCUCUGGUCCGGCUAGCAUUAGCUGUCUGACCUGCUUGGCUCCGAAGCAAAUUUUAGCGAUUGCAUUUGUUUUACUUUGAGGCUGGACAGCAUUAACACUAAAACCCGGAUGGUAACCACAAAGACAUAACUGGAACGGGUAACCGUCAAUGCAAAGAAAAAGGAUCCAUGGCAAAGUGGCUGAAGGACUACCUGAACUUUGGCAGCAGGCGUGAUCCUCCACAACCCCCGAGGCCAGAUUACAGCGAGAGCGAGAUUUUGAGGGCCUACAGAGCUCAGAAGGAGCUAGAUUUUGAGGACCCGUACCAGCACACUGAUAAGGAGCAUCAGAAUGGGGGUUUUGGCUCCUGUAAUGCCACUGUGAGCCUUCCCUCUUUCCCUGCAUUUGGUUCAGUGCUGCCUAAUGGUGUAGAGGUAAAACUCGUGUCUCCAAAACACAGACUGAUUAAAGUGGACUCUCAGGAGUUUGGUCGCUGUAAAGUCCCUCUGAGCCCUGUGACUGUUCAGGAGGAACCUGUGGUUCCCUCUGCCCCAGCAGCGUCAGAGGCCGACGCAGAUUACUCUGAUCCUUUUGACGCACAUCCACACCCAAGAGCCAGAACAAACUGGGAGCCCAAAUCUGCACCAGCAGACUGCUGCAGUUACAUGGAGCCAUUUGAGGCCCAGCGAAUCAUUUCAGAACUACAGCACAACAUGAUGGCCAACCGGUCUGGGAGUGGAGAUGGCAGCCAGCUAUAUGACAACCCUUAUGAGGAGAAGGCUCGGCACCACCAUCGAGCUGGUCCGCCUCAGAAGGUUGAGGGUGGGGUGAUAGACAGCAAGGAGAGCAGGCUGCCUCAGGAUGACGAGAGGCCGGCUGAUGAAUAUGACCAGCCGUGGGAGUGGAAGAAGGACAACAUCUCUAAAGCCCUAGCAGUUCAGUUUGAAGGGACAGAAAGAGAGCGAUCACGAGGUCAGACAGAACAGUCCAGGCUUACCAUGACAGGCGCCACAUCAGAGGCAACUACACUCCGUCUUGUAGGUGACACUCCUUCGCUUUUGGGAGAGAGGGUGGAUCCAUCUCUGCCGCUUGAGAAGCAAGUGUGGUACCAUGGAGCCCUGAGCCGCGCUGAGGCAGAGAGUCUGCUGACUCUGUGCAAGGAGAGCUCCUACCUGGUGAGAAAUAGCCAGACGUGCCGAAACGACUACUCUCUCUCCCUCAGGAGCUGCAAAGGCUUCAUGCAUAUGAAGUUCACCCAGUCCCCAGACGGCCGCUACGUCCUCGGAGAGAACAGCCCUCCAUUCUCGACCAUCCCCGAGGUCAUCACCUACUACACGACACACAAGCUGCCAAUCAGAGGAGCCGAGCACAUGUCCCUGCUGUAUCCUGUCCCAGUGCAGACCCUCUGACGCUUGCAAGAGAUUGGACCAUCUGGUGCCAUCUUUUCUGUUUUUACUUUAAUCCCUGUAUCUACACUGGCCGCUUACAAGAGAGCUCUGUGCUUAAGGAAUCUGUGAAACAGUACAUCACUGAAAUCCCUCUAUUUAUCUGUCAUGGACUCUUGAAAGUCAGCAAUCGCUGAUAAUAGGAUUGUUAGCCGAGUACUUUCACCUCACAGAGGAAAAAGACAAAAUCUAGUCUCAAGACGGUAGAAUUUAUGUAAUCUUGCAUGGAGUUUUGUCUUUAUUGCUGUCAGAUGUGAAGCAGACUUAAAGAAUAUUAUUGGUGGGGUCAUGGGGGCCUUAGCUUGUGCCAAUAAUCCCGUUUUCUGUUUGUUUUUUCAUGUCACAUGAAUUUCAUGUUUUUUAAACUGACAAAAAAGGUCAAAGUGAUUGGUGCUCUGGCGUGAGGAUUGAGAACUAAGUUUAAAAGGUUGGAAAUGCAGUUGAAAUCAUGCUGUGACUACAAGCAGCAUUGUUGUUAUAUUUUUUAAGUGUUAGUUACAAUUAUGAACCAAACACUACAUAUUUAAGCCGGACCAUCUCUGCGCCCCGGGGUUUUCUCUCUGCGCGUUUCAGAGGCCCGGCAAUGUUACUUGAUGCUGUAGCCGUUUUGCCCUGCAGUGUUCUUGGCUCCUCUUGUUAAUGUGUGAACAACACAAAGUUGGCUGCGUCACACAAUAACAGACUCCUGCAAUACUAGUUUAGAGAAUAUUAACUACAGUAUUAUACUGAAAGCUUGUGGCUUUGUGAACAUGAUUAUCAAAGAAGCUUUGGUAGUUUAAUUACUGUGCUAUUUUAUAAAAUUUUAAAACCCUGUAAAAAUAAAGGUUGUGGUGUUUUCAA